Messenger RNA from Botrytis cinerea B05.10, 1686 nucleotides. RefSeq lists its product as hypothetical. Gene Ontology annotation, molecular function: transmembrane transporter activity. Lineage: Eukaryota; Fungi; Ascomycota; Leotiomycetes; Helotiales; Sclerotiniaceae. The record is from RefSeq and is a predicted model, not a curated record. The transcript has a single exon. Gene Ontology annotation, biological process: transmembrane transport. Gene Ontology annotation, cellular component: fungal-type vacuole membrane. The coding region runs from base 147 to 1448 and encodes 433 amino acids.
GGUUGGAUUUUAGUUGAUUGCUAGCUAUUAGAGUAUAUAAAGAUUUUCUAAGGCCUGGUUGUGGUGUGGAAAAUUGUUUUUCAUAAUACCAUUGUUAAAGAGCUUUUUAUCCCGCUACCCGCAGCUAUACGUCUGAUGAUAUAACUAUGAAUGACCACGAAAAGCAAACGCAUGGUGCUCAAUUCUCAAACACCAAUACCGAUGACGAUUCCCAUUCCCAAACCCCAAGCCCCAAUUCAACAAAUCCCGGCCCCCCUCCGGAUGGGGGAUUCACAGCUUGGCUGCACGUUCUUCUUAUGCACCUCGUCUUCUUCAAUAGCUGGGGUUUCGCAAACAGCUUUGGGAUUUUUCAACAAUACUACACCGUCAGCCUGUCUCAAUCUUCCUCAUCCAUCGCCUGGAUCGGUAGCGUUCAAGUAUUUCUCCUGUUAUUCGUCGGAGUGAUAGGGGGUCGAGCGUCGGAUGCUGGUCAUUUCCAUCUCGUUUUCAGGAUUGGUGUGUUCCUGCAAUUACUGGGUGUCUUUAUGACAUCUUUAUGCAGGAACUACUGGCAAGUAUUUCUUGCUCAUGGGGUCUGUGUUGGUUUAGGGAAUGGAUUGACGUUUUGUCCUGCUCUGUCGGUUUUGUCUACGUAUUUUGAGAAGAACAGGACGUUUGCUGUGGGCAUUGCAGCGGCGGGGGGAGCAAGUGGAGGUUUAGUGUAUCCGGCUGCUGUGCAUGUGUUACUUGGAGAAGUUGGAUUCGCGUGGACUUUGAGGAUUGUAGGGUUUAUUAUGUUGGCAGCUCAUGUCCCAUCAAUUUUACUCUUUAAGCCAAGAUUACCUCCUUACACAGCGGGUGCUUUUGUUGAAUGGACAGCGUUCAAGGAAUCUGCAUAUACUUUCUUUACCAUGGGGAUGUUCCUCAGUUUCUGGGGACUGUAUUUCGCUUUUUUCUAUUUGGGAACAUUCGCUCGCGACCGCUUGGGCGCUACGACUGAAACUUCCGUCAGUCUCCUGAUGAUUCUAAAUGGGAUUGGAAUCGCCGGACGCAUUAUCCCAAACCUCAUCGGAGACCGGAUCACUGGACCGUUCAACAUCGUCACCCCGUUGAGUUUUGCAGCAUGCCUUUUAAUCUAUUGCUGGGCAGCCGUUGAUUCAAUACAUGGAAUGUAUGCAUUUGCUAUCAUAUAUGGAUUUAUUGCAGCUGCCUUGCAGGCGCUUUUUCCAGCCACUGCUACAACUUUGACGACGGAUCCUGAGAAAACUGGGGUGAGGUUGGGCAUGAUUUUGAGUGUUGUUGGCUUUGCGUGUUUGACUGGUCCACCUAUCUCCGGCGCGUUGAUUCAGGCUGGAGGGGGAAGUUAUCUUUAUGCGCAGAUCUUUGCAGGAACAUCGAUUGCGCUUAGUGUACUGUGUCUUGCAGCUUCGAGGGUAUCAAAGGCUGGAUGGGGUUGGGUGAAGAUCUAGGUCUCCUAGGGUAAAUGAAUGAUUUUAGCAUCUUGAAUUAAGACUCGUUCUAGGAUAAAGAACAAUAGAUGAGAUUCCCAUAAGGCAAGAAAUAGCUAGAAUAGGAUCAUCUAGAAGAUUGAUAGAUCUGAAUUGUUGCUCUGUUGUAAGAUUCGUCGAACAAGUGAUAAACGAAGUUUCAGUGAAGGCCGAGGAUUAACCAACAGCCGCUGCGAAAUUACGUAAUGCACAUGCAGCA